This is a messenger RNA of Syngnathoides biaculeatus (alligator pipefish), 3298 nucleotides long. RefSeq names its product E3 ubiquitin/ISG15 ligase TRIM25-like. The transcript is spliced from 12 exons. The record is from RefSeq and is a predicted model, not a curated record. Gene Ontology annotation, molecular function: zinc ion binding. Bases 629 to 2149 code for a protein of 506 amino acids. Lineage: Eukaryota; Metazoa; Chordata; Actinopteri; Syngnathiformes; Syngnathidae.
GCGCGGGGAGUUGGAAAAGGUGGAGGGGGGGGGCCGCGGGACAUUAUGACAGCAUGUUAUCUCAAGCGUCCCUUGAACCUCUCAUUUUCGCUUCCAUUUUUUUUCCUCCCCUCACUCGGCUCCACGUGACUAUAACGUUAUCUCAAUCAGUCCGCCAUUUUACUUUUUUUUUUUUUUUGGUUAUAUUUCUUCAAAUGUCACAGCGGCGAUGUGAUGGCAACCGGGACAUAGGAGAAAGCUGGAUGUCCGACGCUGCCUGAAUGCGCCGCCGAGUCCAAUCGCUUUUUGGCCUCUGGUGUCAAACCGUCCGUCGGUCUCGCGCUGCCGUGUGAAGGAGGAAAGGAAGAAGGAAAAUUCUAGGAAGACACUGCUGUGUGUGUCAAAAAAAAAAAACAAAACAAAACAUAAAGGCGGCUUGUGGCUGUGGAUAUUCAUUGUGACGUGGGAGCUAGCGCGGCAGGUGCACCGCGGCGGCUUCGGGAUUGUUCGCGUCUGCCGGUGAGCCCCACACCGCCUACGCCGGUGCCCCUCGGAGGGGGGGGUGGCAGGAGGGGGAGACAGCCGCAUCGGGCCGGUGAGCGCCCCCGAAGUCCUCCCAAGGUUCCUGUCACCGAGCACCCUCGGCAACAUGGCGUCCGGACCGUCGGAGCAGACCGACGUCCUGCAGGAGGAACUCACGUGCCCCGUGUGCCUGGACGUCUUCCACGACCCGCACUUGCUUCCCUGCGGCCACAACUUUUGCAAAAUGUGCCUGGACCGGCUGCGGCGCAUAACGGAUCAGAGCCGCUUCCAGUGCCCGGAGUGCCGUGACAGCCACCGCUGCAACAGGAGCUUCCAGAAGAACUUCAAGCUGGCCAACAUCGCCUUCGACUUUCGCCGUCGGCGUAGGGCCGCCGCGGCCGCCACCGCCGCCACCGCUCAGGCCCCCAAAGAUUCCGUCGCGUCCGCCUCGACGAGCCGACAGGACUGCGUUCCGUGCGACUACUGCCCUCCGCCCUCCGCGGAGCCGCCCGGCGCCUCCGUGGACGCGGGCUGCUCUCAGGAAAAAGGCGACAUGCAGGAGUGCGCUGCCGCCUCCGGCAUGGCGGUCAAGAUGUGCCUCAAGUGCGAGGUGUCCAUGUGCGCCGAGCACGUCAAGCCGCACCUGGAGCUGCCGGCGUUCCGAGAGCACCCGCUCACGGAACCCCUGAGGGACUUCUGGAAGAGAAAGUGCCCCGAUCACGACGAGCUCUUCAGGUACUACUGCCUCGACGACAAAGUCUGCGUGUGCACCGUGUGCACCAUCGAAGGGCGACACCUGGGACACACGAUCAAGACCCUGAAGAACACCAUGAAAGACAUCAAGCAGGAGGGUUUGAACAAGCAGCUCCACAAGACCGAGAGGAAGUACAGCGUGGCCAAGAAGAAACUUCACGAGCAGACGGAGAAAGAGAUCCAGAAUAAGAAGUUCUUGGAGGACGCCGAGGGGUGCCUGGCCCGGCUCCGCCAGGACCUGGAGGAGAAAGUGGCGGCCUUCGUGAGCCGACUGAUGCAGCGCACUCGGGCCACCUGCGAGACGGUCGGGCCCGCCAUCCAGAAGAACAUCUCCCGCAUCUGCCAGGACCUGGCUCGACUCCGCGAGGUGCGCUGCGGCAUCAAGAGCCUCGUGCAGGAAAACGACCCGUUCCGCUUCAUCGAGGCUUACAAGACCACUGGACAACAAUGCCGUAAACAGCUGAAGAAGAGCAUGUUCUACCCGGAAUUCGUGGAACUGGAUCAGGGGCUGCUGGGCAUCAUGAUGGAGGAGGAACUGCAAAAGUUCCUGGACCUGGAUCUCACGUUUAACGUCUUUGCGGCCAUCAACUUCAUAUGUCAGCGCUCGGAUAUCGCGGGGGAGCGUGGCGAAAACGAGGACGGCGCCGGGGAGGCGGACGGCGACCGCGACGACAACAACGACCUUGACGACAGCAGCGAGGAGGAGAUGAGCGGGGAUGAGGAAGAAGAGGGAGACGAGGAGGAGGAGGAGGAGAAUGAAGGGCAUGAAUUGAGUGAGUCUGAUGACGAACUUUACAUCCCGGAGGAGGACGAGGAGGAAGAGGAAGAUGCACAAGAGGAAGAAGAUGAAGAGGAUGAUGAUGAUGAUGAGGACGAUGUUGACGCGAGAGAUUAGACCCGCGCGCACACAAUUCUGAAUGUAGACACCAAGGAUGUCACUUAAAUACUGUGAUUUUUUUUUUUUUUUUUUUUGUAAACUACUUUACUGGGUAUUCUCCCCAUUUAACGGUUACGAGCAUUUAUUUUGAAAAGGGCAAAAAGGUUCUCGGUUGGAAUCUGUGUGGCGUUCGCCGUUUGCAUGGCUUUACCCCGCCCAUAUUUCAAGAGCAUUUAUUUUGAGUUGACUUGUGAGGUCACUUGGUCUGGCAGAAUCUCUAUAUUUAAAAAAAAAAAAAAAGGAAUUUGUAUAAAUGCUUUGGGGAGGUGCUUUGCAUUGUGCUAACAAUUAACAGCUACUGAAUGAUUAUAUAUCUUCAAAUGUUAUUUUGUUCACUUAAGCCAGAGCGUUUGCACUUUAAUUCAGAGAUGUUGUAUUAAGUGGGGCCUGCAGUAUUUGAAUGUUGGAUCUAAAUGUUUUGCUACCAGUCAUUUUCUGAUAAACCGAAAUGUUAAUAAAAAUGAUAUUUGAAAUGAAAUUUUAUUUGGUUGUAGAAAUUAAAAAAAAAAAAAAACAUAGGAACUCACACAUUUCGACAUUUUCACGUGGACGCAUAGAGUGCGUACCAGCGUCUGGUUAGCACUAAUUUGAUGUAAAAUAGUUUGCAAAAUGAAGGUUUCUUCUCUUGUCCAUAAAACAUUUCCCCCCCCCCCCCCCGAGGAUAUAAUACCGUUAUUUUGUUGUCAACUUGUAAAACUCGAAUGAAAGACAACGAGUAAAGACAAAUGGCAGCCCACAUUUUGUCCACACACGGACAUAAAGACGACGUACCGACUUCCGCUUCUACAUCCGCUGUUCGCAAGUGAAUAUCUGAACGCUGCUAAGUUGCAUAAGCGUGCAAAUAUGAAUCCCGUUUUGAGAAAGGUGAUACGAAUUAAAAACCAAGUAUGGACGAAUGCUAACGUGGCAGCAAUUUCACACUAGACGUUCCCUUGUCAAGCGCUGUUCCUCUGCAGGCAAGGUAGAAGCUACUUUUGUCUUCCAAGGGGUUCUGGAUGUCAACAGCUUCCUGUGUGGGGAGGUGCGGUGGAGACCCAAGAAAGGCAAUACAGAGGGUCUUCGACCGAAGGCAUCGGGAGGUGGCGCCAUCUCCUACCCAGACAAGCG